Molecule: messenger RNA, 685 nt
Organism: Gavia stellata (red-throated loon)
Lineage: Eukaryota; Metazoa; Chordata; Aves; Gaviiformes; Gaviidae
Gene: TXNL4B
Product: thioredoxin like 4B
Exons: 4
Coding region: 61-510 (149 amino acids)
Biological process (GO): mRNA splicing, via spliceosome
Cellular component (GO): U5 snRNP; U4/U6 x U5 tri-snRNP complex; spliceosomal complex
Source: RefSeq, a predicted model, not a curated record
CGGGGUUCCGCGGCUGCACGGCGAAGGUAGGGAUUUUAGUGGAAGCCGUGGUCUGACAGGAUGAGUUUUCUGCUGCCCAAACUGACCUGUAAGAGGGAGGUGGAUCAGGCAAUAAAAAGCGUGGCCGAGAAGGUUUUGGUUCUCCGGUUUGGAAGAGAUAACGAUGCUGUUUGUCUGCAGCUCGAUGAUAUUCUUGCAAAGACAGCUCACGACCUAAGUAAAAUGGCAGUCGUUUACCUGGUGGACGUGGACAAGGUUCCAGUGUACACCCAGUAUUUUGACAUCAGUUAUAUUCCAUCUACUGUAUUUUUCUUCAAUGGACAACACAUGAAGGUUGAUUAUGGGUCUCCAGAUCAUACCAAAUUUGUAGGAAGCUUCAAAACAAAGCAAGACUUUAUAGAUCUGAUUGAAGUGAUUUACCGUGGAGCAAUGCGUGGAAAGCUUAUUGUGAGAAGUCCUAUUGAUCCCAAAAACAUUCCUAAAUACGACCUUCUCUACCAAGGAAUUUAAUGGGUUGACCUGAGAUAAAGAAUUACGGAAAUGGCCGAUGUUCUAGAUCCCUUUUUUUCUUCAAGCAUUUCUAGCCACCUCUGACACCGUGGGACAGUUUGAGCAUUUAUGUUGAAGGAUCAUAUUGGUCUCCUUCUGAAGACAGACAUUCUGUCACCUCGCAGUUCUCUUGUAA